Arctia plantaginis is the source of this 636-nucleotide messenger RNA. Lineage: Eukaryota; Metazoa; Arthropoda; Insecta; Lepidoptera; Erebidae. The record is from the annotation of a GenBank genome assembly.
AUGGAGGCUAUAGCCAAACACGAUUUCACUGCAACUGCUGAUGAUGAGCUCAGCUUUAGAAAGAAUCAGGUUCUUAAGAUACUGAACAUGGAGGAAGAUAUGAAUUGGUACAGGGCUGAAUUAGACGGAAAAGAAGGACUUAUUCCUAGUAAUUAUAUACAAAUGAAAAGUCACAGUUGGUAUUACGGUAAAAUCACAAGAGCUGAUGCAGAAAAACUUCUAGCGAAUAAACCAGAAGGUGGUUUCUUGAUAAGAAUCAGUGAAUCAAGCCCAGGAGACUUCUCCUUAUCUGUCAAAUGUCCCGAUGGCGUACAACAUUUCAAGGUGCUUCGGGAUGCUUCCAGCAAAUUCUUCCUGUGGGUUGUAAAGUUUAAUUCUCUGAAUGAACUAGUCGACUAUCACCGUACUGCAUCAGUCAGCCGCCUUCAAGAUGUCAAGCUUAGGGAUGUUGUGCCCGAAGAGAUGCUUGUGCAGGCGCUUUACGACUUCACGCCACAGGAAGCCGGCGAGCUUGAAUUUAGACGUGGUGACGUCAUUACUGUCACCGACCGCAGUGAUCAACAUUGGUGGCAGGGCGAGAUCGCGCACCGCCGCGGGCUGUUCCCGGCGUCGUACGUGACGGCGUACCACUCAUAG